AUGGAGGGAGGGGGUGAAGGUGAAGGGGAAGUGGGUGAGAGGUGGGUAAGAGGGAGGGGGGUUGAGAGGGAGGACCUCUGCCUUUCCUGAGGCAUAGUAACAGGGAGGGGGGGUUGAGAGGGAGGACCUCUUUGCCUUUCCUGAGGCAUAGUAACAGGCUGUGUGUGUGUGUGUGUGUGUGUUUCCAUUAAAGCCCAUGUGUGUGUGUCCAUCACCCAGACAGGCCAGCCCUGGGAGAAGGCCUAUUUCCUAUUAUAGAUGUGGACUGCAGGGGAAGGCAGAGGGGCGGUAGGAAGACAUGAGAGGGGGGAGAGCAAAUGUAGUGGAGAGGACUCCUCUUAACGUUGCGGUAGUAGGGAAGGGGAGGAAGGGGGAAAAGGGAGGGGGGAGGAUUGGGCGUAAGGGUGUUAGGCAGUAUGACACCUCCCACACCUCCGCUCUCCCCCUCCUCUGCCUUCUGGCCUUUACCUCAGUGAGAGUCUGCAGGGAUGGAAUCUAUAAAAGACCUCAAAUUAAUUUACACUGAACAUAAGUAUAAAUGCAACAUGUAAAGUUUUGGUCUCAUGUUUCCAUAUGCAAAAAAAGCUUAUUUCUCUCAAAUUUGUUCACAAAUGUGUUUACAUCCCUGUUAGUGAGCAUUUAUCCUUUGCCAAGACAGGUGAGGCAUAUCAAGAAUCUGAUUAAACAGCAUGAUCAUUACAAAGGUGCACCUUGUGCUGGGGACAAUAAAAGGCCACUUUACAAUUUGCAUUUUUUUCAUACAACACAAUUUCUGGAAGCUGAAAAUGUCCCAGUUCUUCCAUGGCCUGCAUACUCACAGAUGUUUCACCCAUUGAGCAUGUUUGGGAUGCUCUGGAUCGACGUGUACGACAGCGUGUUCCAGGCCAACAGCAACUUUGCACAACCAUUGAAGAGGAGUGGGACAACAUUCCACAAGCCACAAUCAACAGCCUGAUCAACUCUAUGCGAUGGACAUGUGUCGCGCUGCGUGAGGCAAAUGGUGGUCACACCUGAUACUGACUGGUUUUCUGAUCCACGCCCCUACCUUUUUUUAAAGGUAUCUGUGACCAACAGAUGCAUAUCUGUAUUCCCAGUCAUGUGAAAUCUAUAGAUUAGGGCCUAAUGAAUUUAUUUCAAUUGACUGAUUGCCUUAUAUGAACUGUAACUCAGUAAAAUCUUUGAAAUUGUUUAUAUUUUUGUUCAGUAUAGUUCCUCCAGUUCUUCCUCACAACCCUGACUGGGAACAGCCAGAUGCUGCCACCAGGGAGAGCAAUGAGUAUUAUGAAAUAAUCUAUCUCUCUCUGAAUUCUCCUGAAUGCAACAACUGUUGUAAGGCCUUGAUUCAAUCAGAUCGACCGUUUAACCGUGUUGGCCUACAUAGAGGAUGUUUUGGCGGUGUUGGAGGUGUAACUGUGGUAUGAGCUGACAAAUCGGUCAGCGGCUGCUCUUGUGUGUCAAAAAACACUCCAUUCCUAUUAUCCCUACCCGUUAGAAGUUCAAAACGGUGAUAGAAAGUGUAGGUUUAUGCAUUUUUCCAUGUUAAUUUGGAUGGGGAUAGGCUAUCAGUCUAAUAUAGGUGUAGACAACAGAACAUCACGCAUUCGAGUGUUUGAACUUGUUACACGGCUGCAUGAACUUCUAACGCGGCUGCAUGGGAUUUGUCAGACAUAAAGUUGUGUGUGGUUUCGUUGCAUCCGUUGGCAGUGUCCGCGAUAAGGUAACGCAAGGAGCCGCUUGUGGAUUUGACAGCUCUAAAGCAGCUCCACCUCUUACACCGCCACAACAACAACGCUGUAGCUCUUCUCUCUGUAGCCAUAUGAAAAGGGUGAGCUCAACAGGCUAUUUCUGUUUCCCAAGGGGGCACAUGUGCCCAAGCCCCCCCAGACCAUUACCACAACAACAGAUCUGGAGGGUUUUCUCUUCUAACUCUAGUCCCAUGUUUUUAUUCUAUGUUUUAUGUUCUUCAGAGGUGCUGUUAGCAACUAGCCGUUAGCAUUAGCGGACCAGAUUUAUAAAUAGUUUGAGGGGCCUGUUUGUUUCAUCUGUCUGACACUCGACACCGACCGUCUGUCAGAUAGCUGGCUACGUGUACUAGCUGAAGGCCCUGGUAACCGUCCCCAGCCUACAACACUAGCUUUCUCCUGGACGGCUCGUCUUCCUCCGCCUGAUCUUCAGACCCUUCGUCUAACCAAGCAUCUGACCAGGCACUCCGAGGCCUGAGAGAGUACUGUAUGGAUGGAGGACUGGGUUAGAGCAGCAUGUUAAGUAGAGAGGCACAGAGCGGUCAGUGUGCUGUCUGAGAGGGCUCUGUUAGGGCAACAAAGGGCCUGUCUUUCUGCAGCUGCUGGCUUGGUGCACCAUGCCAAGGCUCUCCCGCAGGACAGACUUGUGUUUGAGGAUUUACUAAAAGAUCACUACACAAAUAUGGAAUACAGCAGCAGAAGGUAAGACAGUACGCCGGUUUCUUUCCACCCACUGCUUUGUGUUAUCUUUGGUCAUGAACAGGGGUAGAUAGAUACUGUAUGAAGGAAUGCAUGUGCACUCAUCUCCCAUGGGUACUGCAUGGUUGACACAUUCACUGAAAAUAGCUGUUGCUGCACAGUCUUUCACUGCAUUGGACUGACUGCAAUUGAAACCUAUGAACAUGGCCAAAAGUACACUAAUGGUUUCUGUUAUAUACUGCUGGGUUCAGUAGCUGUAAGGUGUAACUGUAAAUGACCACCAGCCAUUUUAAGGGAGGCCCAGUGGUAUCAGAGACUGUGGAGCUAGGACUAGAGACAAUCUCUAAGUUUAAUGAAGGACACUACAUGACCAAAAGUAUGUGGACACCUGCUCGUCGAACAUCUUUCCAAAAUCAUGGGCAUUAAUAUGGAGUUGGUCCCCCUUUGCUACCAUAACAGCCUCCAUUCUUCUGGGAAGGCUUUCCAAUAGAUGUUGGAAAAAUGCUGUGGCCUGGCUCGCAGUCGGAGUUCCAAUUCAUCCCAAAGGUGUUCGAUGGGGUUGAGGUCAGGGCUCUGUGCAGGCCAGUUAAGUUCUUCCACACCGAUCUCGACAAACCAUUUCUGUAUGGACAUUCCACAAACUGUUGCCACAAAGUUGAAAGUACAGAAUAGAGAGCCUGAAUUCUUACUGGUUGGUAGGUGAUCAAAUACUUAUGUCAUGCAAUAAAAUGCAAAUUAAUUACUUAAAAAUCAUACAAUGUGAUUUUCUGGAUUUUUGUUUUAGAUUCCGUCUCUCACAGUUGAAGUGUACCUAUGAUAAAAAUUACAGACCUCUACAUGCUUUGUAAGUAGGAAAACUUGCAAAAUCGGCAGUGUAUCAAAUACUCGUUCUCCCCACUGUGUAGUGUAUUUUAAGACUGGGCAGGUAUGAUGGAUGUACGAUGAAUAUUCAGCGAUACUGAAUGCAGCUUUUCUGUGAAUCCUAGGUCAGUGCAAUCAAAAUCUACAUUAUGGUUAAUUUGGAUUCUAAUACCUAUGGAAGAGUUUCUGUUUGUACAUUUAGCUGACAUAUAGUGGCUUGUUUGAUUUAAUCUAUUUAAUCCAUUCUAGCAUAUAUCUGAUGACAGAAUGUGUUGUUCCCCGGGUCAGGAGUACUAAUGUACAGUAGAUAUUCUAUAGUAUUAGAUCUGUGUGGUGUGGUCUGCAUCUAGUUACUGUAGCGUAUCUGGUAUGUAAUGAGUGCUGUCUGAUACUCCCAGUCAGGUCAGGAGGUAUUAAUGGCCCAGUAGAUAUUCUGGGCCGGGUGACGACUGCCUGGCAGCUGCAGUAAAAUUAAACACCCAUGAUGAUCACCCUGUAUUACACUCCUCAGUGAUUACCCCGUUUAACACUGCUUCAUUACUGUAUUGCACUGCUAUGCAAGUUAACACACAGCAAAUACUGAUUUCUGGUGUUGUAUCCUUUCAUAAAGCGUUUCAAUUCUGUAUCAGGCUUAAAGGGAUAUUCCACUCAAAAUACUUUUGUACAAUAUGAGUUGGAUUGAGGUGUUUGCAAGCUAUCUUAUAUUUUCAGGGUGAAUGGUACUUUUAUAUGCAAUUCUAACUCAACAAAAUAUGGCUAUUAAGUAAUUCAAUAAGCGAACUAAAUAUCCCAAACCAACAUUUUUAGUGUAACAUUCCUUUAAGUUCCCAAGGGAAUGUGCACAAUACCGUAGCGCUGUUAGCAACUUUAACAAUUUUCAGAUCUCAGUUAUUCUUUAGAGACACAGGAUAUGUUAUUCAUUGAUGGGAAUUGUGGGUAAUGAAAAGGAAAGGAUUUUGACUGAUUUGCAUCAGAUCAGGUGAUUGUUUUCGUCGUCUAGAACAUAUUUUCCAUUUAAUGUCUUCUUUUCAGUUCUGAGAGCUGAAGUUUGACUGCCUCAGGUACAAUUCUGUUGUAUAAUCCUUGAGCAAGCAGCAGUCUGUUUCAGCCACACCCAUUGCUGACAGGUGUAUAAACACGAGCACAGAGCCAUGCAAUCUCCAUAGACAAACAUUGUCAGUAAAAUGGCCUUAUUGAAGAGCUCAGUGACUUUCAACGUGGCACCGUCAUAGGAUGUCACAUUUCCAACAAGUCAGUUCGUCAGAUUUCGGCCCUGAUAGAGCUGCCCCAGUCAACUGUAAGUGCUGUAAUUGUGAAGAUGGAAAUGUCUAGGAGCAACAACGGCUCAGCCGCAAAGUGGUAGGGGCUGUUUUUCAUGGUUCGGGCUAGUCCCCUUAGUUCCAGUGAAGGGAAAUCUUAACGCUACAGCAUACAAUGAUAUUCUAGACAAUUCUGUGCUUCAAACUUUGUGGCAACAGUUUGUGGAAAGCCCUUUCCUGUUUCAGCAUUACAAUGCCCCCGCGCACAAAGUGAGGUCUAUACAGAAAUGAUUUGUUGAGAUCGGUGUGGAAGAGCUUGACUGGCCUGCACAGAGCCCUGACCUCAACCCCAUCGAACACCUUUGGGAUGAAUUGGAACGUCGACUGCGAGCCAGGCCUAAUCGCCCAACAUUAAUGCCCAACCUCACUAAUGCUCUUGUGGCUGAAUGGAAGCAAUUCCCUGCAGCAAUGUUCCAACAUCUAGUGGAAACCUUUCCAGAAGAGUGGAGGCUGUUAUAGAAGCAAAGGGGGGACCAACUCCAUAUUAAUGCCAAUGAUUUUGGAAUGAGAUGUUCGAUGAGCAGGUGUCCACAUACUUUUGGUCAUUUAGUGUACAUUGUAUGCAAAAAAACUUUUUUUUUAUUUUUUAAAGAUAGGGGUCAAAACUAUUGGCUUCCAUUUGCAAUACCUUUCAAUACCUCACCUUGCAAGGAUAAGGGCACUGAGCCUUUUUCUAAAAUGUUUUAUGAGAUUGGAGAACACAUUGGGAGGGAUCUUCCAGAUCCUUGAUAUCCUUCAUUUGCCCUCUUCAAUUCAAACCACAGGUUUUCAAUGGGGUUCAAGUCCGGAGACUGAGAUGGCCAUUGCAAAAUGUUGAUUUUGUGGUCAAUUAACAAUUUCUUUGUGGCUUUUGAUGUGGGCUUGGGCUUAUUGUCUUGCUGGAAGAUCCACUUGCGGCCACGUUUCAGCCCUCUGGCAAAGGCAACCAGGUUUUUGGCUAAAAUGUCCUGGUACUGGGUAAAGUUCAUAAUGCCGUUGAGCUUAACAAGGGCCCAAGGACCAGUGGAAGCAAAAUAGCCCCAAAAAAACAAAGAUCCACCACCAUAUUUUACAGUCGUUUUGGGGGUUAUUUUCUGCAUAUGCAUCUUUCUUUCAACGCCAAAGAGCUUAAUUUUCAUAUGGCUUUCACGACACUGAUCAAGGCUUAGGCCGAAACAUUUGUCUAUCUAUCUACCCCUGAAUUAAAUAAAUACUAAAAAGAAACCAUGAAUCUCCUUUUUGAGUGCGGAACAGCUACACAAUUUUUCCAACACAUACAGAACAUUGCUGCUUAAUUCACAGAAAAUCGAUUUAAUUAAAUACAGCUCUUGUUCAAAUGCUAAACAACCACCAGUAUCCUCUUGUACUUUCUAGUAGCUUGAUAUAAAGUUAUAUAUAUAUAUAUAUUCAUUUUUUUUCUCACCUUUAUUAACCAGGUAAGUCAGUUGAGAACAAGUUCUCAUUUACAAAUGUGACCUGGCCAAGAUAAAGCAAAAGCAGUGCAAUAAAAACAACAUGACAGAGUUACAUAUGGGGUAAAACAAAACAUAAAGUAAAAAAUACAACAGAAAAUAUAUAUACAGUGUGUGCAAAUGUAGCAAGUUAUGGAGGUAAGGCAAUAAAUAGGCCAUAGUGCAAAAUAAUUACAAUUAUUAUUAACACUGGAAUGAUAGAUGUGCAAGAGAUGAUGUGCAAAUAGAGAUACUGGGGUGCAAAUGAGCAAAAUAAAUAACAAUAUGGGGAUGAGGUAGUUGGGUGGGCUAAUUUCAGAUGGGCUGUGUACAGGUGCAGUGAUCGGUAAGGUGCUCUGACAACUGAUGCUUAAAGUUGGUGAGGGAGAUAAGAGUCUCCAGCUUCAGAGAUUUUUGCAAUUCGUUCCAGUCAUUGGCAGCAGAGAACUGGAAGGAAUGGCGGCCAAAGGAGCUGUUGGCUUUGGGGAUGACCAGUGAGAUAUACCUGCUGGAGCGCAUACUACGGAUGGGUGUUACUAUGGUGACCAAUGAGCCAAGAUAAGGCGGGGAUUUGCCUAGCAGUGAUUUAUAGAUGGCCUGGAGCCAGUGGGUUUGGCGACGAAUAUGUAGUGAGGACCAGCCAACAAGAGCAUACAGGUCUCCCGAGUGGCGCAGUGGUCUAAGGCACUGCAUCGCAGUGUUAACUGUGCCACCAGAGAUCCUGGUUCGAAUCCAGGCUCUGUCGCAGCCGGCCGCGACCGGGAGACCCAUGGGGCGGCGCACAAUUGGCCCAGCGUCGUCCAGGGUAGGGGAGGGAAUGGCCGGCAGGGAUGUAGCUCAGUUGAUAGAGCAUGGCGUUUGCAACGCCAGGGUUGUGGGUUUGAUUCCCACGGGGGGCCAGUAUAAAAAAAAGAUCUAUUCGCUAACUGUAAGUCGCUCUGGAUAAGAGCGUCUGCUAAAUGACUAAAAUGUAAAUGUAAAUGUAGGUCACAGUGAUGGGUAGUAUAUGGGGCUUUGGUGACAAAACGGAUGGCACUGUGAUAGACUACAUCCAAAAUGCUGAGUAGAGUGUUGGAGGCUAUUUUGUAAAUGACAUCGCCGAAGUCAAGGAUCGGUAGGAUAGUCAGUUUUACGAGGGCAUGUUUGGCAGCAUGAGUGAAGGAGGCUUUGCGAAAUAGGAAGCCGAUUCUAGAUUUAACUUUGGAUUGGAGAUGCUUAAUGUGAUUCUGGAAGGAGAGUUUACAGUCUAACCAGACACCUAGGUAUUUGUAGUUGUCCACAUACUCUAGGUCAGACCCGUUGAGAGUAGUGAUUCUAGUCGGGUGGGCGGGUGCCAGCAGCGUUCGAUUGAAGAGCAUGCAUUUAGUUUCACUAGUGUUUAAGAGCAGUUGGAGGCUACUGAAGGAGUGUUGUAUGGCAUUGAAGCUCGUUUGGAGGUUUGUUAACACAGUGUCCAAUGAAGGGCCAGAUGUAUACAAAAUGGUGUCGUCUGCGUAGAGGUGGAUCUGAGAGUCACCAGCAGCAAGAGCGACAUCAUUGAUAUACACGGAGAAAAGAGUCGGCCGAAGAAUUGAACCCUGUGGUACCCCCAUACAGACUGCCAUAGGUCCAGACAACAGGCCCUCCGUUUUGACACAUUGAACUCUAUCUGAGAAGUAGUUGGUGAACCAGGCGAGGCAGUCAUUUGAGAAACCAAAGCUAUUUAGUCUGCCAAUAAGAAUGCGGUGGUUGACAGAGUCAAAAGCCUUGGCCAGGUCGAUGAAGACGGCUGCACAGUACUGUCUAUUAUCGAUCGCGGUUAUAAUAUCGUUUAUGACCUUGAGCGUGGCUGAGGUGCACCCAUGACCAGCUCGGAAACCGGAUUGCAUAGCGGAGAAGGUACGUUGGGAUUCGAAAUGGUCGGUGAUCUGUUUGUUAACUUGGCUUUCAAAAACAUUCGAAAGGCAGGGCAGGAUGGAUAUAGGUCUGUAACAGUUUGGAUCUAGAGUGUCACCCCCAUUGAAGAGGGGGAUGACCGCGGCAGCUUUCCAAUCUCUGGGGAUCUCAGACAUUACGAAAGAGAGGUUGAACAGGCUAGUAAUAGAGGUUGCGACAAUUUCGGCGGCUAAUUUCAGAAAGAAAGGGUCCAGAUUGUCUAUCCCAGAUGAUUUGUAGGGGUCCAGAUUUUGCAGCUCUUUCAGAACAUCAGCUGUCUGAAUUUGUGUGAAGGAGAAGCGGGGGGGGGGGGGGGGGGGGGGGGGGGCAUGGGCAAGUUGCAGCGGAGGGUGCAAAUUUCUGUUUGAAAAAGCUAGCCUUUGCUUUCCUAACUGCUUGUGUAUAUUGGUUCCUAACUUCCCUGAAAAGUUGCAUAUCGCGGGGGCUAUUCGAUGCUAAUGCAGUACGCCACAGGAUUUUUGUGCUGGUCAAGGGCAGUCAAGUCUGAGGAGAACCAGGGGCUAUAUCUGUUCUUAGUUCUGUAUUUUUUGAAUGGGGCAUGUUUAUUUAAGAUUGAGAGGAAAUUACUUUUAAAGAACAACCAGGCAUCCUCUACUGACGGAAUGAGAUCGAUAUCCAUCCAGGAUACCUGGGCCAGGUCAAUUAGGAAGGCCUGCUCGCUAAAAUGUUUUAGGGAGUGUUUGACAGUGAUGAGGGGUGGUCGUUUGACCGCGGACCCGUUACGGAUGCAGGCAAUAAGGCAGUGAUCGCUGAGAUCCUGGUUGAAGACAGCGGAGGUGUAUUUAGAGGGUAAGUUAGUCAGGAUGAUAUCUAUGAGGGUGCCCAUGUUUACGGAUUUAGGGUAUGUUCCCUUUUAGGGCAACAAAGAAAAGGUCUGAUGGUCGUGAAGACACAGUCAGACAUUCAUUCUAUAUAUUUAGGCUAAAGUGCAGAAGAAUUUUAGGCCUUUUCCACUUUUAACUCUGUUCUCUCGUCUAUUCUCUUCCUGCAGGACACACAGGAAGUCGUGGCUCCUUCUGCUACACAAAUGCAAUACGCCUUAGGGGCCACCAGGAAUACAACCACGCCUUUGGGGCUGCAGCCCUCCAUAGAGACUGAUUGGGCCCCUCUGAGGUGUCCUAACCCAGCCCCAGCUAAACACUGCUGCCUGGGUGUGUGACUGAGCACUAGACAUGAGCUGUGUCUGAGUGAGUGUGAGUGUGUGUGUGAGGUGUGUGAUUGAGCUUUACCCAUGACGACGGUGGAGAAGCGCCACUUCAGCCGCAGGGGCAGCGGCCACAGGAAGCACAGCAGCGGCGGCAUGAGCGACACAUCCAGUGGAGGCUCGAUCCUGGACGACACAGACCGUGAGGUCAGCAGCCUGACUGACCGAUCCUUCAGGAGCCUCUGCAUCGGGGAAGAAGCUGUUUACAACGACUCUGACCUGGGCUCCUCACCGUCAGCUCAGAGAGAGAGACACCAGGCCUUCAGCCAAGAGAUUAUAGCUGCCCAGGACAGCCAGGGCUGGGAGAAGGAGGACAGGGAAAGGGAUGCUCUCAAGAGAGCCGCCCAAGAGAGCUUCAGCCUCAGUCUCCAGCAGUAUGGACAGGGAGGGGGUGAGGCGGGUUGGGAGGGGGAGGGGAGGAUGUGGACGGGACAGUGUGGUUUAGAGAACCAGGAUUAUUCGGGGUGGGAGGGGCAAGGGGAGAGGAGGACAGAGGGAAGGGUGUCUACCACAUUCCAGCGCUCCUUCAUGGACGUGUCUCAGCAGGAGAAGACUCUGAGGGAGGAGAGACUGUCCUUCCUGAGUUAUGGAGGGUCCGACACCAGCUGGCAGCAGCGUCGCAGUCGCUCCCGAGUCUCCUCUCUCAUCAAAGCCUUUAGCUCGGAGGGUUAUGGAGGUGGGGAUGGGUGGAUGGAGGGGAAACUCAGGGACUGGAACAAUGAGUCCUCCUGGGACAAGUCAGCUCUGAUGAGCAUCCAGAGAGAGCUGUCUGAGUUCUCUACGGCGUACCCCCAUAACUUUAACACUGGCCCCUUCCCCGCGGCCGGCGCCUUCCCCAGGCAGACAGGCCCCUUACCCCCCAGUAGGAACAGCCUGUACCCCUCUGAUGUAUCUUCUGCUGUGUCUCAGAUGGACAAAACAUCCUCCUUUAUGAGAUCCUCCCACAGUAAACAAAGCAUGUUUGCGCAGCUCAACUCAACCUCUAACUUCUUUCUCCAUAGUGAGUUCAGCCCCUUCCAGCCCCUGUGGAGAGACCAUAACAGAUUCCCCUUCCAGCAGGGAGGUGUCUCCGGGUUCAUGUCCCCUGCAGACUUCCCUAAAUGGUACGACUCGCCCAUGUACAAGGAGCUGACAUUCGAACAGCAGUUCUACACGCCCCCUGGGAUCAAGGAGACAGUGUAUGGACCCCAACGUAAGCCCAUGGAGGGGGGCUCCACAGUGCUGCAGAAGGCCUCGGCCCUAGAGAAACGCUCUGAGUCUGAGCUGGCCGGUCACUAUCCACCCUGGAAACGCACCCAGAGCGUGGGGUCAAACAGAUAUCCCUCACUCCGUCCCUCAACAGUCUCUCCUACCAGGUCCCGACUUGGCCAAGAUGCUGUCAGCGCCGUCACUGAGUUCCAGCACACCGAGCGGUUUACCAAAUUGACCACAGAGCAGAGUGUUACAACGGUCCUAAACAGCGCCGAGCAGAGUAGUGUAGUGAAAGGCAACAAGAACAGUGUAAUUUCCUGUAGCAACAAAGUUAGCACAGUAGCAGUGGAGCAGGGUGUAGUCGCUAGCAACACCAGCACCACUCCCUUUAACUUCACCCAGCUGUUGACACCUGUCAUCCACAAUCCUCAAGACACUGACACCACCUCAGAGGUGCUAGAGUACGCCCUCUCACCCCCCCUCACCCUCGAACAGCCCCCCAUCUGGGGCGAGAGAGAGAGGGAGAGAAGGGGGGCCACACCAGAGGUGAGGAUGUCCAGCUACAAGUCCAGAGCCUCCGGUCUCCUCUUCAACCUGAAAGACAAUAGGAAGAGGGUGAAAAGCACCUACAGUCCCACCAAGUUCAAAGGCCUGGAAGUGACUGGCAGGAGUAAAUCUAACCUGGACGGCUAUGAGCCCAGAGACACAGUGAUAGAUAUGCCAGCUAUCUUAGACAUCCCUGUUCCCCAGGAGGUAGUACAGGAGGAGCCCAAUGCAGUAGACACUUCAUUUCACCCCCAUACCAACCCACAGUAUAGCCCCUCAUUGCAGCCAACCACUGCACACUCUUCCCAACACUUGGACUACACAGACACUAGUAAACCAGAGGCCUAUCAGGCAGUGAGGUCGUCUCAGACUCAGGAGGAGAUGGUUUACCAUCAGGAGUACAGUGGAAACUACAGUAGUAGAGAUCAGCUCACUACCAGUCAGAACAGCCAAGGUGGGUUAACACAAUUUAUUAAACCAGAUGAAAUAAAUAGGACUGAGCUCCUCCAAAAUCAUAUGUAUGAGCAAGUCAGACCCACAAAACCAGGCCUAGACAACACCCUUCCUACAGUGAGAUCACCCCUCCCUAACACUAAGCCCAAACCUUACCCUAGCCCUAAUUGUACCCCUAACCCACCCCCGGCAGUCAUAGACACUUAUAGGAGAGAUGGAAUCACUGCAAAACAAACCAACACUGUAAACAGAGAUGCACUAGUAUCUAAACAAAUUAUUGAGCCCAAUACAAACCAGGCUACAGUAGAGAGAUACACAAAGGCAUGUGGAUAUGACCAAGUGAGAGAGAACAAAUAUGGGUUGGGUGUGAAUGACAGAGUUACAACAGACGUGCCUCCAUGGAAAGGGGAGAUCGCUGCACUAAUAGAAAAAGACAAACAGUCUCUACCCUCACACAGAGCAGCUACAAUGAAGCAGGACCCAAACCAGAAAUAUGGAAAUGAGUGGAAUAUAUAUGGACAACAAGAAAAGAGAGAACAGGGGGAGCAGUAUGUAUCUGAUGGAAGGGUGCAUCCAGCAGGUGAAGUCUUAAUAGGUAAAAAUAGCCUUCCAUAUAAGGAAACGCUUCCAGUUCCUGAUCACACACUGGCCAAUCAGGAGGAACUGUCAAACAGAUUCGCUCAAAACACAGACUACCCUCUGAGUCAGCAGAUCAUCAGAGACCCUGUAAAAGAAAAAUACUAUUCUGGGACUUUUAUGGACAAGUAUGGAACUGUAGAUCAGUAUCGAGUCAAUGAGGAAUCUCUCACCACCAAAGAGAAGUAUCAGAACCAAAAUGAUCACUUGUACAGGGGUAAAGGACAAGACCACAGAAAACAGAGUCUGUAUUCGGAGGGUGAUAAAACAUAUUCAGUCCAUAACACCCUGACAGAAAGAGAGCAACCUGUUCAGAGAAAACCACAUGCCCCAUGGGUGGACGACAACAAACUACCCAGACACGAAAGAUAUAUAUAUGACCAGGAUAUACAGUGGAAUUCAUCAUACAAGAAUGAGAACAGACAAUACACAGACAAUGCAGCUGUAACAGCACAAUGGGCAAAAGAUCACAGCCAGUAUACUGACAGCACUGCUACAAUAUUGCAACAGAUAAAAGGAGAAUUUAGUGCAAUUAACAGUCACCAAUAUCCCAAAAGUACUACGUAUGACCCCAAUAAGAUGCACACAACAGGGCUAGCUAUAGCAGAACAAGCUAAAUUAAAGCAAGAUAAAGCAGCGUUAGCUAAAUCAAAACAGGCUAAAAUAGAGCAAGUGAAAGCAGAGCUAGAUAAAGCAGAACAAGUUCAAGCAGAAAUAGCUAAAGCAGAGUUAGCUAACGCAGAGUUAGCUAAAGCAGAACAAUCUAAAGCAGAAAAUGCUCAAGCAGAACAGGCUAAAGCAGAGUUAACUAAAGCAGAACAAGCUAAAGCAGAGCAAGCUAAAGCAGAACUAGCUAAAGCAGAACAAGUGAAAGCAGAGCUAGCUAAAGCAGAGCAAGCUAAAGCAGAACUAGAAAAAGGAGAGAAAGCUAAAACUGAGUUAGCUAAAGCAGAGCUAGUUAAAGCUGAACAAGCUAAAGCAGAGCAAGCUAAAGCAGAACUAGAAAAAGGAGAGAAAGCUAAAACUGAGUUAGCUAAAGCAGAGCUAGCGAAAGCAGAACAAGUGAAAGCAGAGCUAGCUAAAGCAGAACAAGCUAAAUCAGAGAGCGCUAGAGCAGAGAAAGCUAAAGCUGAGUUACCUAAAGCUAAAGCAGAACAAAAUAAAGCAGAGCAAGGUAAAGCAGAACUAGCUAAAGUAGAGUUAUCAAAAGCUCAAACAGAACAAGCAAAAGCAGAGCUUGCUAAAGUGAAACUAGCUAAAGCACAGUCAGCUAAAGCUCAAGCAGAACAAGCUAAAGCAGAGCAAGUGAAAGCAGAACUAGCAAAAACAGAGUUGGCUAAAGUAGAGAAAGAUAAAGAAGAGUUAGCUCAAACUCAAGCGGAACAAGCUAAAGCAGAAUUAACUAAAGCAGAGUUGGUUAAAGCAGAGUUGGUUAAAGCAGAGUUGGUUAAAGCAGAGUUAGCUAAAGCAGAGUUAGCUAAAACAGAACAAGCUAAAGCAGAGUUAGCUAAAGCAGAGCUUGCAAAAGCAAAGAAUGAUGAACCUGCUCAGUACAGUUCAUGGUCAGCCAGUGAGGACAGAUAUGGUAUAAACAAUAUCCUCACUACCAGAGACUAUGAACAGGUGAAGAGAGAGCAACGGAGAGAGAAAAAGUACAGUGUCAACGAAGCCGUUGCAGCAACAGAUGACAAUCUCACCGAUCACACCAUAUCUGCAAAGGCAGAGAACAAAACACUCCAGCAGAAAGAUGUCUCUCCCAUCAGCAGGUAUGAAAGAGCAGACAGGGGGGGAGUUGACUACAACAGAUUGAGAGAGAAAUACGGGUUCAGUCAUGCAGUUUCAGCUAAGGAAAACAAACAGCCCUCUAAGGAUGUAGCUGCAACAGAUGAGAGUGAAAAGACUCCGAAUGAUGCACUUGCCACUAAUAAACAUGAGCGGGGGAGUGAGGGUCAAUGGGUUUACAGCGAGUCAUCCAAACAAUUCAAACUGGCCAGUCAGAUUGAGAGUAAGACGAAGCCUGCUGACCAGACUGCAGCAAUGAGUAAAGACGUCCAUCCAUCCUCAUUCAGAGCUCUGUCACUAAAAGAGAAAGGCCAGACCAAGCAAGAGAUACUGACGUCAAAACUGAAGGCCCACGCUGAAAAGGAGAUCUCAGCCAUCAAAGAGAAAGGUUUUGGUAAACGAGACAGACUCUUAUCAAGAAACCCCACCAAGCACCAGGAACACAGAGAGAGAGGUCAGAGUGGACAGGAAGUGAAGAGCGUUAAAAAUGAUCCAUCCAGGUGUGAAAAACAAACAAUCAACAGCCAACUCAGUAUCAGGAAGGAAGCACCUCAAUCACAACAUAAAGAGCCAGCUAAAACUGAAGCAUCGGCUGUCAGUGAUGGUCAACAGUCAACAGCAUCACUGGAACAGGCCAGAAACAGGUCAAAGGUCAGUGAUAUAACUGAAAAGGCAGUGCUCCAUUCAAAGAAGGAGGAAAGUAAAAAUGAGGCCAUCUCUGACGACCAAAAUGAUCUUAAACUUGUUCUUGGGAAGAGUGAGGCAGUUUCAGAUGAUGACAGUUUGCAGAUCAUGGGGAUAAUGGUGACCAUAAGAGAACCCUCAGUGGAUAAAGAGAAUGUUUUUACUCCACAACAACCCACCCCAGUAAAAGAUAAGAUAAACAGGGAAGAAGAGGCAAUUAUUUCCAAUAAAAAUCAACUCAGCUCAGGCCAACUUCCCAACAACAAUUCAGGCCAUUUGAAACAAGAGACUUCUCCAGCCAUGGCUCCCAUUGCAGAUGAAAGAAUUUCAGAUAAUAAUGUUAAAUCAACUGUAACAAGCGAAAGAGAAGACACUACAUUUGCUGAGCCUGUAAUUCCAGAAAAGGCCAGAGUAAAACAGCAAACACAGUUGCCAGAGGGGAAAGGUGAACCUAAAACUGAAUGUGUUAUAAGUGAGAGUAAGCAGGCUAGAAGUGCACCUGAAACCACAAAGAAAGAUCCCCCCAAAAAUGAGAAGCCUGUGAGGAACGAGAAUUAUUCACAGGAGAUUCCUCCAUCGUAUGGGAGAGAUCAGUCUCGGAUGGAAACUCUACUCCAUGACACCUCUGCAGUUAAAGAUGGACGCUCAGCAGAGGUCAAACCGGCUAAAAAUAAACAGUUGGCUGAAACUCAACCUCUCCUCUUUAAACAUGGCAUCACUGCACGAAACCCUAACGACUACGCAAAUAACAACCCUCCUACUAAUGAAACCAUCGGCAAGGCCGACCUUGCACCAGUGGAAAUGGCAAAGAGCAGUGUCGUUCAAGGUGGCAAAGACGUCAGCAUUGAAGAUGGCCAAGUGGAGAAUUUACACAUAGAAAGUAUUACUAUCCGUGUUGUAUCAUUAAUAAGUGAGAUUGACAACGACAAAACUACCAAACAUGUUUCUUCAGGAGCAGAGAAACCCACUGGUGACAAUAAUCUUCACACUGAUAGUAUAGCCAUCCGUGUUGUGUCAGGAGUGAGUGAGAACAACAAUGUGGAAACAACAGCAAAAGAGAGAGAGCAUAACCCAGCACUUCCAACAAGUGAAAAAGUGUAUUGUAAACCAGAGGUGAAACCAAGAGAGAAGGUGCUGCCUACUGUCCCAACUGCCAUCGCAGACUACGCCAGACUAAAGGUGAUCUCUACAGAAGAAGAUUCCUCUCCUAACAUGCACAGUCCAAGCAGAAAGGAUGGAUAUUUUCCCAUGAUACAGACUUGCCGCAGUAGAUGUCCAGUCUUGACAACUGAACAACAAGACCACCCAGUGACGGGAGGGAUGUCGAGGAAAGAAGCAGUAGCUGUGAAAGAACCAGAGGUUCCCUCCAAACUAAACAUGGAGGCUAAGAUAGGAGUGUUGUCUUCCAUGGAGCAGGAACAGAGAAAGAAAGGGAUGUUCAAACUGAGGGAAAAAGACAAACAGGCAAUCUCAUUCAAUGAGGCAAAAUCUACUGAGGGAUUCACAGAGACAACAGAUACACACUCUCUUAAACACGACACUGUGCCACAACCAGAACAUACAACAACUUCAGGGUACCAACCUGGGUACCAAUCUGAGAUUGAUAGGAACCAAAGACUCUAUCAAUCCCAGAAUCCUCCUCUGCCAGCUCACUCCAUACCCUCGCAGGUCGACGUUAAGACCAGAAACCCCUCUUUCUCACAACAACCCAUCCAACCCACUCAUGUUGACAUGCCUGGAAAAUACCUGUUCUUCCCUACAGAAGAGGCAACGCAAUAUAUGGAGAAAACACAUGCAACACAGGCCUCUCUGGGAGACAUAUAUAGCGUGGAAAAGAGAGAGGAGGAGAGGAGAGAGAGACAGAGAGAGGAGCACAGGAAAGAGGAGGAGAGGAAGACAAAACAGAGAGAGGAGCAGAAGCAGAGACAGGAGGAUAGGAAGACAAGACAGAGAGAGGAGGAGAGGAUGGCGAGAAAGAAAGAGGAGAGGGAAGAGGAGGAGAGGACUGAGCAACAGCGACAGAGAGAGGAGGAGGAGAACAAAGAGGAGGAGAGGAAGGUAAGAUGGAGAGACGAGGAGAGGAUGGCGAUUGCGAGACAGAAAGAAGAGGAGGGGAAAGAGGAAGAGAGGAGAGAGCAACAGCGACGGAGAGAGGAGAAGAAAUCGGAGGAGAUGAGGAAGAGACAGAGAGAAGAGGAGAGGAUGGCUAGACAGAAAAAAGAGGAGAGGAAAGAGAAGGAGAGACGUGAGCGACAGAGUGAGGAGGAGAAGAAAGAGGAGGAGAGGAGGGUGGUACAGAGAGAGGAGGAGAGAAAAGAGAAGGAGAGGAGAGAGCAACAGCGACAGAGAGAGGAGGAGAAGAAAGAGGAGGAGAGGAGGGUGGUACAGAGAGAGGAGGAGAGAAAAGAGAAGGAGAGGAGAGAGCAACAGCGACAGAGAGAGGAGGAAAAGAAAGAGGAGGAGAGGAGGGUGGUACAGAGAGAGGAGGAGAGAAAAGAGAAGGAGAGGAGAGAGCAACAGCGACAGAGAGAGGAGGAGAAGAAAGAGGAGGAGAGGAGGGAGGUACAGAGAGAGGAGGAGAGAAAAGAGAAGGAGAGGAGAGAGCAACAGCGACAGAGAGAGGAGGAGAAGAAAGAGGAGGAGAGGAGGGUGGUACAGAGAGAGGAGGAGAGAAAAGAGAAGGAGAGGAGAGAGCAACAGCGACAGAGAGAGGAGGAGAAGAAAGAGGAGGAGAGGAGGGUGGUACAGAGAGAGGAGGAGAGAAAAGAGAAGGAGAGGAGAGAGCAACAGCGACAGAGAGAGGAGGAGAAGAAAGAGGAGGAGAGGAGGGUGAUACAGAGAGAGGAGGAGAGAAAAGAGAAGGAGAGGAGAGAGCAACAGCGACAGAGAGAGGAGGAGAAGAAAGAGGAGGAGAGGAGGGUGAUACAGAGAGAGGAGGAGAGAAAAGAGGAGGAGAGGAGAGAGCAACAGCGACAGAGAGAGGAGGAGAAGAAAGAGGAGGAGAGGAGGGUGAGACAGAUAGAGGAGGAGAGGAAAGAGGAGGAGAGGAGGGUGGUACAGAGAGAGGAGGAGAGAAAAGAGAAGGAGAGGAGAGAGCAACAGCGACAGAAGGACGAGGAGAGGAGGGUGAGACAGAUAGAGGAGGAGAGGAAAGAGGCGGAGAGGAGGGCGAGACAGAGAGAAGAGGAGAGGCUAGCAAGACAGAAAGGGGAGAAUCUGAAAGAGGAAGAGAGGAGAGAGCAACAGAGAAAGGAGGAGGAGAGGAGGGCAAAACAGAGAGAAGGGGAGAGGAUGGCGAGACAGAAAGAGGAGGAGAGGAGAGAGGAACAGCAACACAGAGAGGAGGAGGAGAGGAGGAAGAGACAGAGAGAAGAGGAGAGGAUGGUGAGACAGAAAGAGGAGGAGAGGAGAGAGGAACAGCAACAGAUAGAGGAGGAAGAGAGGAGGGCGACACGGAGAGAAGAGGAGAGGAAAGAGAAGGAGAGGAGAGAGCAACAGCGACAAAGAGAUGAGGAAAGCAUGAAGAGACAGAAAGAGGAAGAGAGGAAAGAGAAGGAGAGGAGAGAGCCACAGCGACAGAGAGAAGAGGAGAAGAAAGAGGAGAAGUGGAGGGCGAGACAGAAAGAGGAGGAGAAGAUGGAUGCUCUCCAGUAUUAUUCCAUCAGCAGCUCUGAGGGUCAAACCAGACCCAGGGACAUACCCCUCUUCUCCCCCCAGCCCUCCCCACGCAGGGGGGACCCUGAGGACUGGGAGUCCUAUGGUAGACCUCACCUCCCUACCUCCCCUGCCCCCCCUUCCACCCGCUCCAACACCUCCUCCCCCAGCCUCGGGGGCAAGCCCACCAUGUUCAGAGUCAAAGACAACACCUUCAGAGGCUCCCCUCUCACCAAGUCAGUCAAACCACGCUUCCACAAGAGCUUCGGAGAAGAGUUCAGGGUGGGCUCAGCCCUCUGGAGCGGAUCAGAGAAGGGAGACGAGGAGCACGAAAGGCAGAGAGAGAGCGCCGAGACUCCUGUAUAUCAUGACUCCGCCAUCUCGUCACACCGACUCCCCCGCAUUCGAGAGACUCAGCCUUCGAAAGAGUUCACCGCCCCCUCAGAGACCACCUACACAUACCCCUACUCCAGGUGCUACUCCAGGAGGAAUGUGGCUCUGGACGAUGAUGACUCUCGCUCAAUGAUCAGCAACAUGUCUGGGGAUGCUGAGAGUUAUGCCACCAGUGUAGCCGACGUGUCUGACUUCAGGUCCGACAGGUACUCAGGUCUGUACGACUCUGAGUUCGCCAGCAGGUGGGGCUAUGACAGGCCAGAUUCAGCCUGUAGUUUUACCAGUGACAUAGGACGGCCACUUGGGAAGCCCCCGAGUGUUCCUCCUAAGAGUGAGAAAGCUCUACGGAGAGCCAAGAGGCUCACUACCCGCAGGAUAAAGAAAGAGUCGAAGACUGAAACAGACAGCACUGCUGACCCAGUGGAGAAACCGGUCCGUGCGGUCGCUAGUGUCCCCUCCUCACCCUCGGAGCUACGAUCCUCCAACCGUCACGCUCGUGCCUCCCCCCAUUUCACUGCCCCUAUCUCCCUGCCCCUCGCCCCAACUCACAUCUCCAGUGUCCCCUCUUCUCCAACUGAUUUAGGAUCCACCCAUUACCCAUCCUUCCACGCCUCCCCCCACGCCAAAGCCCCUGUCUUCCUUCCCCUCGCCUCACCCCAUGCCUCACCCCCUGUCUCCCACCCCCGAGUCCCAACGCAAGCGGCCAGUGUACCCUCCUCACCCACUCACCACCACCCUGCUCACCCCAGACACCUUGUCUCACCCCUGGCCUCCCCCCUCACCUCCCGCCUGAAUGUCCCUCAGUAUCACGUAGACCCCAACUACCCUUCCCCGCCCUCCCUCAGCAUCCCCCAGCACUUCACCCAAAGUUUAACCCAGAAGAAGGUUCUACAGGACCCGGGGUCUGGUCAGUACUUUGUGGUGGACAUGCCUGUCCAGGUGAAGACCAAGACCUUCUUUGACCCAGAGACGGGGAAGUACGUCCAGCUGAAUGUCCGUCAGCCAGCCCAGGGAGGCUCUCUGUCUCAGCCCCAGCCACAGUGUUAUACCCAGUCCCUUCCCGAAGCCACAUACACCCAGCCCCAGGCUCCUCCAGCCAGCCGGCCCUAUGUGCUCUACCAGGGAUACCCCCAGAGAUACCAGCCCAUGCCCGUAUCCUCCCUGCCCAUUCACAGGUCUCUCUCUGGAAUGUCUGCCUUGGUGUCUCCCACCCAGGACCCACAGCCUACAGAGGAGAGUCAGGGUUGGGCAGAGGAUGGAGAGAGGCAAGGAGAGGGCUGGAGCAGCCAGGGCUAUGAAGGACAGGAGGAGAGAAUGGAGAGAGAGACAUAUGGACAGAGCUACAGCCAAGAGCAGACACCUUACAUGGACACAGCUCAUGACACACACACUGCGCAUGACACACACACAGUGAACGACACACACACUUCGUACGACACACACAACCAGCUGGACAAGGGCGCAGUGGACAGUGAUGAUACUAAAUCCGCCCCCCACCGUGAUAUCAUCACCAUGAGCGAGCUGGAGGACUUUGCUAUCGAUUCCGGUGACUGGUGACGACACUGAUUGACAGCUUUUGUUUCACUGAAGCAGUCCGGUUAGGAUCGUGUUCAUUAGGCACCAAAUGGAAGAAAAUUGACUGAAAUUGACUUUUUCCGUUACGUGCCCUAAUAAUGAACACAACCCUGGUCUCUCUAG
Messenger RNA from Coregonus sp. 'balchen', 20227 nucleotides. The record is from the annotation of a GenBank genome assembly. Lineage: Eukaryota; Metazoa; Chordata; Actinopteri; Salmoniformes; Salmonidae.